Cavia porcellus (domestic guinea pig) is the source of this 11269-nucleotide messenger RNA. RefSeq names its product KIAA1549 ortholog. The transcript has 20 exons. NCBI's taxonomy places the organism in Eukaryota, Metazoa, Chordata, Mammalia, Rodentia, Caviidae. The record is from RefSeq and is a predicted model, not a curated record. The coding region runs from base 194 to 5977 and encodes 1927 amino acids.
AGCCGGCCGCGCGUUGCCCGGCAGCCGCUCGGAGGCUCCGAGGGGGCGGAGCGGCCCGGCCCCGGUUCCGGCCCCCGCUCGCCGCUCGCCGCUCGCUGCGCGCCGCCGGGGCGCCCCGUCCCCCGAGCCCCGCGCCGCCCGGGCCGAGCGCGCCGAGCCGAGCCGGGCCGGGGCGCGGCCGGGACCCGGGGCCAUGGAGCCGCCGCCCGCUCUCCUCGCGCGCCGCCGCCCCCGGCUGCUGCUCCCCGGCCUGUGGCUGCUGCUGCUGCUGGCCCGGCCGGCCUCGUGCGUCCCAGAUGAGCUCUCCGCGGUACAGCACAACCUGUCUUUAUCCUCUGAGGAGUUCCUGCCAGAGAUGAGCACGGCGUUCAGCGCUGCACAUGUGGCCUUAACAGAGACUGCUCCAGGGUCCCUGCCCAGCAGGUCUCUCCUUGUCAUAUCCUCUCCAUCUGCCACUAUGUUUGAUACGACUUUUUUACACCAUGGGGACCAGACUCCAAGUACAGUGGAUCAUAGCAUCUUUGUGGCUAAUUACGGAUCAGUGACAAGUAACGAGGUGGCUGUUGGUGAUGAUGACAUGGAUAACUUUUUGCCAGAUGCCUACUGGACCUCUUCACGGUUGGUUUCCCCUGUGCCCUACAUCACAGCCAGCACACUGGGGCUGCCCUUAGAAAUGCCCGAGCCUCUGCCCACGCCAUUGCUACCUACAGUUUCUGUGCAACAGGAAGAGAUGAUGUUGACCUGGGAAAACACAGUGCAACAACCAUUGGCAUAUGUGGAGUCCCCUGGUCAUUUCAGCACUUUGUGGUCGGCUUUUUCCACCUCCAAGGGCAUAAUUCCAACUCCUAGUAGGAACCUGGUGCUUUAUCCUACAGAAACUCACAGCCAGUCAUCAAGUGCGAUGCCACUAGAGGCCAUGGAAUCAGUAACAGAGGAUCUGGAGUCCCUUGUGCUCAGCUCCUGGUCUCUGGUGUCUCCACUGUCAGGUGGUGGCCUGACUCCACAGCCAUCUGUCCCUUUGGGGGAAGCCUCCAAGCCCCUAGGUGAUGCUCUGACCACAACCACAGAGGGAGACCCAGCUGUGACCACUGCUUCGAGUCAACCCCUAGAGGAAGCCAUCUCUCCCGGACCAUCCCCCUCCGUCACCAUGUCUCACACAGCCCUGGCUUUUGGCAGUGUGCAUUCUGCUUUGUUUGCAACCUCUCCUGCUUCUGCCUCCUUUUCUGCUCAAUCAGCUGAUGCUUCCUCUCUCCCCUUCCUUCCCAGCAGAGUCAGUGAAGCAUCAGAAUUCCCUCCCCCUUCUCUGGCCCCCAGUUGUAUGGGUGGCCAGAGUCCACUGUCCUCCCCCAGACCAUAUACCUGGUGUGCGUCCUGUGCUGUGGCCUCACCACGGCCUGUUCCGGCCUCGAGCCUUGUGGAGGGAAACAUGGGGUCAGGGGAUGGGCCUGAGACCCUAUUGGUGGCCACAUUGCAAGUGAGCAGCCCCUCUCCAUGGAGCAGCGUGGGCAUGGACUUCUCUGAUUUUGAGGAAGAUCCUCAAGAAUUUAAUACGCUUUUCCCCCCUAGACCUGUUGUCUUGCUUUCUUCCAGACCUGUGAGGGUCUCAGAAGCAAGCAGCAGUCUGUCAGCUGAGGUAGAUGUGAGCAGCAUUGCCACCACCUGGGAAUCCCUUUCCCACAGCUACCUGACUGCGCACGUGUCACCCCUUCCUGCCUCCGUCUCCUCUUCCAUGGAUGGUCAGGCCAUGCGGUCCGUGGUGACUGCUGAGUUCUCCUCAGUGUUUGCCAGCGUCUCCCCUGACUAUUCUUCCUCUGUCAUGGCCGACCAAACGCCCUCAUCACUUGCCACCACAGACCAAAAUCUCGCCACCUCCGACAGCUGGGCUCCGUCAGUAGAGUCUUCCCUUCUCUCUGCCCACGUCCCUGCCCAUAGUUUUGAACAUGAACCUGGGAGUCUUUUGGGUUUUGCAUCCACCUUGUACUCGGUUCCCCCGCUGGAAUUCAGCAGCCUGGUCCCUUCAUCUUCAGAAGUGCUUGCUCUUUCCUCUCUGACGCCAAGGGACCUGUCACCCUUCACAUCCCAGCCCUUCUCCUCCUCGGCAGGGACAUUUGAGUUGUCUGACUCUGUCAUCUGGCAAUCACCUCAGCUUCCUGCCACCCAGUCCAUGAACUUUGAGUUUUCUCAGCUCUUGCCAAGUUCAGACCUUUCUUUAAAAACAGCCGCUUUUCUACCUGGUCACUCCGAAAUGUCACCAUUUUCAAGCUUCCCCUCGGAGUCUCUCAAGUUUGCUGAAGCCUUCACGGUUUCCUCGUUGGAUUCUGAAGCUCAUCUUACCUCAGCUUUCACGGAAACUACCUCCAGUUUGGGGUUUUCAUUCAUUCCCCAUGAAUCUUCAGUCACCACACUGGUGCCCGCUGGCUCGGAGCCCACCCUGGAAGUCUUGAGUGCUGGGACUCCUUUCCUGUCACCAUCAACCACUUUCUAUUCAACGCUUGUGCUAACCGAGUCUUCUCUGUCCUUAGCUCCGACUCCUGCUGAUGACUUCAUCAGAGGUACCGGUGACCACAACACUGUCUUACCCUCUUUGUCCACAGUCAUUUUGACCAGUACAGCCUCGGACACCAACGUAUACCUGUCCUCGGCACCCUCACUUGUCUCGGAAUUGAGCCCCUCACUUGUGCCCACAGUGAGUCCCUCACUUGUGCCCACAGUGAGCCCCUCACUUGUGCCCACAGAACCAGCCGCUGUGGGUCCCUCCUCGGCACCCACAGAUUCACCGUGGAAUACCUCCCCUGAGCCAAACACAUCUAGCGCUGGUGACACUGUGGAUGGAGCCCUCGGUGGCCACACUGCAAGUCAGGGUCCCCUGGGGAGCAGCGCAGUGCCUCCCCUGCCAUCUUUCCACCCUGUGAGCACUGCCACCCUCGAAAUGACAGUUGGUACUCCAGCGCUGGUCACCACUAAGCCACCAUACGUGUGUGACAUUACAGUCCCUGAUGCCUAUCUGAUCACAACUGUGCUGGCCAGAAGAGCUGUCCAGGAGUACAUCAUCACAGCCAUCAAAGAGGUGCUGAAGGUGCAUUUCAGACGUGCCGUGGAGCUGCAGGUUUAUGAACUUUUCACUGACUUCACUUUUCUGGUAACAUCUGGUCCUUUCGUGUACACGGCAAUAUCAGUCAUCAAUGUCCUCAUCAACAGCAAACUCGUGCGGGACCAAACUCCUUUAAUCCUGUCUGUGAAGCCUUCAUUCCUGGUGCCUGAGUCUAGGUUCCAAGUUCAGACAGUACUUCAGUUUGUGCCUCCGAGUGUGGAUACCGGUUUCUGCAACUUCACCCAGCGCCUGGAGAAAGGCCUGAUGACGGCUCUGUAUGAAGUGAGAAAGCACCAGCAGGGCACCUAUAACCUCACUGUGCAGGUCUUGAACGUCACAGUGGGCUCAAGGGCAGCCCCCCGGCGGGGCCCGGUCAAUGUGGUCUUCGCUGUUAGGAGUGCGCAGGGGUUUGUGAAUGGCUCGGAGGUGAGCGAGCUGCUCCGGAACCUGAGCGUGGUGGAGUUCAGCUUCUACCUGGGGUACCCAGUGCUGCAGAUCGCAGAACCCUUCCAGUACCCACAGCUCAACUUAUCUCAGCUGCUGAAGUCCUCUUGGGUCAGAACAGUCCUCCUGGGUGUUGUGGAGAAGCAGCUGCAGAGUGAGGUGUUUCAGGCGGAGAUGGAGCGCAAGCUGGCCCAGCUGCUCAGCGAGGUGCCAGCCCGGAGACGCGUGUGGAGGAGGGCCACGGUGGCCGCUGGCAACAGUGUGGUGCAGGUGGUGAAUGUGUCCAGGCUGGAGGGGGAGGACGAUCCCGUGCAGCUCAUCUACUUUGUGGAGGAUCAGGAUGGAGAGAGACUCAGCGCCGUCACAUCCUCUGACCUGAUUAACAAGAUUGACCUCCAGAGAGCAGCCAUUAUCUUGGGAUACCGGAUUCAAGGCGCCCUUGCUCAGCCCGUGGACAGGGUGAAGAGGCCAUCGCCGGAGUCCCAGAGCAACAACCUGUGGAUCAUCGUUGGCGUGGUCAUCCCAGUGCUGGUGGUGACGGUGAUCAUCGUCAUCUUGUACUGGAAACUGUGCCGCACGGACAAGCUGGACUUCCAGCCUGACACCGUGGCCAACAUUCAGCAGCGGCAGAAGCUACAGAUCCCUAGUGUAAAGGGCUUCGAUUUUGCCAAGCAGCAUCUGGGUCAGCACAAUAAAGAUGAUGUAUUGAUUAUUCAUGAACCAGCGCCACUGCCAGGACCUGUGAAGGACCAUACCACGCCCUCAGAAAAUGGAGACGUCCCAAGCCCCAAGUCCAAGAUCCCUUCUAAGAACAUCCGCCACAGAGGAAGAGUUUCCCCCUCCGAUGCGGACUCUACAGUCAGCGAGGAGUCCAGUGAGAGGGACUCGGGAGAUAAGGCGCCAGCAGCAGUCCCUGAGGGCAGGGCCCACCGCGCCCCACAGAGCGGCCCCCGGCUGCCCAGUUCCGGGGCAGAGCAGCAUUCCUCAGCCUCCAUUUUUGAGCACGUGGACAGGAUUUCCCGCUCCUCAGAGGCCAGCCGGCAGGUCCCGAGUAAGAUACAGCUCAUCGCCAUGCAGCCCAUCCCAGCGCCCCCGGUGCAGCACCCUAUCCUGACUGACCGAGUGGCAGAAACCAACAAAAUCAACAAAGAGAUCCAGACUGCUCUGCGGCACAAGUCGGAGAUCGAGCACCAUCGCAACAAGAUCCGCCUGCGUGCCAAGCGCCGUGGCCACUAUGAGUUCCCGGUGGUAGACGAGCUGUCCUCAGGUGACACCAAGGAGCGGCACCGUGUGUACCGCAGGGCGCAGAUGCAGAUUGAUAAGAUCCUGGACCCCACGGCCAGCGUGCCCUCUGUGUUCAUCGAGCCCAGGAAGAGCUCACGGAUAAAACGUUCCCCGAAGCCACGGCGGAAACACCAGGUCAACGGCUGUCCGGCAGAUGCUGAGAAGGACCGGCUCAUCACCACUGAUAGCGAUGGCACCUACAAGCGGCCGCCCGGCGUGCACAACUCGGCCUACAUGGGCUGCCCGUCGGAUCCCGACCUCCCGGCUGAUGUGCAGACGCCGCCGUCCUCCACCGAGCUGGCCCGGUACCCUGGCCUCCCCUUCCCAGCCUCGCAGUACAUCCCGCCGCAGCCGUCCAUCGAGGAGGCCCGCCAGACCAUGCACUCCCUGCUGGACGACGCCUUCGCCCUUGUGGCUCCCAGCAGCCAGCCCCCCAGUGCAGCAGGCCUGGCGGGCCUACCCCCGAACAGCAACCCUUCCCGGGAAGACAGAAGAGCCACCCAGUGGGGGUCCUUCUACAGCCCAGCACAGACGACCAGCAACCCCUGCAGCAGAUAUGAAGACUAUGGAAUGACUCCCCCAUCUGGUCCAUUGUCAAGGCCAGGCUUCGGCCCCGGUUUGCUGCCGUCCUCCGAGCUGGGGCCCCCUGAUGCUGCACAGCCACAAGCAGCUGCAGAAGCCCCGCUGGCUGCCCGUGGGGUCUACGCAGAGGAGAGGCCGUCGGUGGCCCGGCCUCGGCCCGUCGGGGGCACCGCAGGCUCCCAGAUCCAGCACCUGACACAGGUGGGAAUCGCUAGCAGAAUUGGGGCGCAGCCAGUGGAAAUCCCAGCUGUGAGAGGAGGCCAGUUCGGGGGCCCAGGCUGGGCUGCUUACGGGGAGGAUGAAGCAGGGCGGAGAGAGGCUCCCCACAUGCUUGGACAUCAAGAAUAUUCUUCUUCACCGCUGUUUCAGGUGCCAAGGACUUCGGGGAGGGAGCCCUCGGCUCCUCCUGGGAACGUAACCCACAGAGGGCUGCAGGGCCCUGGGUUGAGCUACCCCACCAGCUCCACAGAAGACCUCCAGCCGGGACAUUCCUCAGCUUCCCUCAUCAAAGCGAUCCGAGAGGAGCUGCUGCGGCUCUCCCAGAAACAGAGUGCCGUGCAGAAUUUCCACAGCUGAUUGACCCCGCCACGCAGGUUUGCCGGUAUCCGCUUCCCGUGGAAGCAAGACCAAGAGGAAUCGACCGAGCGGAUGUUUGUAAGAGGAACCGCAUCUCCCGGGCACACUGCCCGCUAAGAGGGAACAAGCUGCAAUUUUAGAUAUUGCCAUAACUCACAAGAUAGUUUUCUAGAUUGGCUAUUUGGUGACCACGCGGGUUCAAUGGAAAUAUAUGUAUUUUUGGCCAAAAGCCAGCAGCACUUCACAAAAAAGAAACACAAACCUAAGCUAACAAAAAUUACUAAGUUAGUCUCCUUUCAAAAGGCAAAAGAUUGAAAUGGGUAGAUGAUACGGGCAGAAGGGAACCAAGCUUCUCUGUGGGAUUCAGACUGACGUGUACGGUACACCUGCUGCUUUGUUCUUUGAGAAGAGAGAAUUGAAGACGAUUCAUUAACAGAUUGAUUUCCCUGUUUUCCUCCCUAGGAACUUAUUUUAAUAGUAAUAUUAACAACAAGAACACUAAGACUGUUGGGGAAUUUUAAAGAAGGCUACUAGAGAAAAACCAAAUGGUAGAUUGUAGAGCCUGAUGACUCCAGACAAAGCCAUCACCACAUUCUUCCUCCUCUUUUUCUGGUGCUAAAGCUCCCAGAACCCCUCACCUUUCUGUCUGCAAGAUGCACCUUUGGCUUUUACAAUGGAAGAAUAUGUUGGAGGUUUCACUUUGUUCUAGGAGAAAAGAAAAACAACUUCCAAAUUGGGGGGAGGUGGGGGAGCUAUUUAUUUGGUUAAUCAAAAUACAUAUCAAUGUUUAGAUUUGCAUUGUUAAUUGUAUUUGCUGUUUAUUAAUCGGGCAUGUCCAGUUCUAAGUGGAUCCCACUUCUGCACAAGUGAUUAAGGUUGGUCCCACAGAAUGAGGCUUUCAGGAGUUCUCCCUCUUAGAUCCUUGCACUUUGCUGAUGAGUGGCUCACACAUCGUGUCGAACGAGAAAUCUUAGGUAAGGAGACAUUGUUUCUGACAAAUUCUAGGACCAGCCAUUUGUUAUGGAUCCAUCUUAGUGGUCACAUUCCCUGUGUGCAAGACCUGGGAUUGGAACUGAGUCCAGUUCAGCCUCUGUCACAGAUCAAGAAGUGUAAAGAAGAGUUUUGAGACCACAAGAGAAAGGAAAGUUGCCCCUUAUGCUGAUUUUAUUGUGUUAUUACUUUGUUGAGUGACAUUAAAACUGUGCUGUGCACUUUGGGCCAGGGAGAGGUGGGUUGCCUCACCAAAAAUGUACCCCUGGACUCAUCAUUUCCCUUCUUCCCACAUUAUAAUUAGAAAGACAGCAGUGUUGUGUGUUCCAGUACCUGAGUGAAGCUCAAAGAAUGUUUGUGCGUGCAGAAGAGAUUCCUGCUAGGGGCCUCUCUUUAGCAGAUGAACUAAUACUUUUGGUUAAACAACAGGUAAUGAGGUAAAUUUGGGAUUCUGCCUAACCAAACUCUGUGUUUCUGCAAUAAAUUUUAGGAAGCUGGAGGCGGCUUGAACAGGUUUCCAGAAUGUAGUCAUUGGUUCCAGGGUCAUGCUGGUCAGUCCUGUGAUACAGACAUAGAAUCGCAGGACCAGGCAAAGUCCAUUCUGAGAAGUUGAAGAGUAGCCAGAAGCUCCCAUCAGGCUGUAUCCAGAGGUGCCAAAGUGCAUGGGAGAAAAGAACCUCUUUAAGGCUUGAUUUUUUACCUCUUGUUCUUGGUUUAAUACUUUACUGUUCCCAAAGUGGAGGAUCCUCUCUAUGUCACUUAGAAAGAUCAGGUUUCCUGAAUUGGUAUUAAGACUUUCACAUAUCCAAACAGAGUUUUAUGAUGGAUCACUUACAAUGAAUUCAGUUCCUGUGACACCAGAUGGAAUAAAUGGCCCUUUCUCUCCUGGUUCUGCUCCUUGUCAUAAGUGUUUUGCACGCAGAGCGUCCUAGAAGUGGUUACCUCCUUUGUGUGUUGCAGAAAUGGGUCUCUGCUGCAAAGGAUAUAACUGACUGCAGUUUUGAUGCCCUUCCAACUACCAUAAAGGACUCUACAUGUGUUUUUUUUUCUUAGAACCAGCACACCUUUAAACCAAUGUCAAGACCAAAGAUGACAUAAUAAACUGCUGCUGGUGAAUGGAGCAGCAUGAGCAGGCCCCCGUGGGAUCACCAGUGCUCUGUUGGUUGAAAAAAAAAAGAAAGAAAAAGCACACUUGAUUUGCACUUGUUUCCUCUGGACAUCCCCCAAAGCAGGUUGACCAGUCGCCAGACUCAGAAUGAGCUGGGUAUGGGGGCACACCAUGUUCAGUGGGUCUCCAGACACUUAGUGUGCUUGGCUUAAAAGAAAGGUCCUCCUGUCAGUCCUGUGUAGCUUUGGACUUCCACUGAUUGGAGCACUCUAAAAAUGUUAAAUUUUAGGUCUGUUCUUUUUUCCUGUUUUAGAAAUGAUAAUGGUAAAACAAACUAUAAAUUUGAGUUGGCAUUUUGCAGAAGAUUUUUUGGAGGACUCAUACCUCGCAGUCUACUUUGUCACUAAUCCACUGUGCCGAGUUCCUUCUCUGAACCUCAUUCUUCCUCAAGUAGACUUUCCCUGCACGCCUCCCAGAAGUGUUGGUUGUGAGAACCAGGUGUGAUCCUGUGUGCGCACAUCCCUGGAGGAGGGAGCUUAAAGCACUGUGAAAAUGUAACAUGCUUUCUGUGUGAGUGCCCUGGGAUGACCUGUGUAACAUGCUGUGACCUACCAAUGAGCGGGUUGCUACACAGGCAACCUGAGUGAAACAGAAAGUCCAGUGUCUCAUCUUCCUCAUUCCUGUUUUGUUUAAAGCUUUUCUCUUUCCUUCCGUGACUUUCAAAAAGCAUCUCAAGCAUCUUUCUGCUCUUGAUUUGCUGUUAUGUCAGGCUCCAAACAGGUUAACAAAUAUGAGCCCUGUCUUCUGAAAUCUUAGACUCCAACUAGAUAUCACAGAUGGGUAUAAAAGAUUGAGGAUACUGAUUUUAAAACAGUUUAAACAUCUGUAACAUUCAUUUGAAGCACACACCUAUCUUGGGCACUCAGAAGAAGUUAUGGCAGUUGCAUAUCUGAAAGUGCUGGGUUCUGUGGAGACAUGAACUGCAGAAGUCACCUGGAUGAAGAAAAGGAAGUUGCCCAGGGCUGUGGUGACAUGGCCUGGGACGGGCCCAGAGUGGGCUUGGGGGAGGGUGUGGAGAUUGGAAUAUGCUGUCACUGAAAAAUGAAUUUGAUUCAGAUCUGCUGUGGUGUGGGGGCAGCACGGGGAGCUUCAGAGGAGGGAGGAGCGUGGAAAGGAGCAUCUGCAGUGAUGCAGCACGUGAGUGACCAGGCUGGUAAGGGUCUGCACGGAAGGACUCCACCGUGGGGAGAAAAAGGAGUGUACUGAGAAUUGCUGCAAGUGUGGAGCAUAGUAGGCUAUAAAUAAAUACGUUUGGCUUCUUCACAGAUACCUACAGAUUUUCUUCCUAACUUUAUUUAAUUUCAAAAUACGUGUUGAUCUUGGUGGCAUGUGACUUUUAAGCUGUGUGUUUUUGACAGUCGGAUUUUUCAGGGUAUGAGGGUGUGACACAAACCAGAGGGUGAAAGUGUGCUUGGAAGGCUUUGGGUUAAAUGAUUCUCCUGUCUUGAGUCUCGUUUCCCAUAAGCAAGGCCAGUGUUUACCGUACUUGUGUGAUGCCUUCCCCUCUGCUCCAUUAAGCAAGCUGUCCCUGGUGCAGAUCUGCUUGGUUGGGCUUCCCAAGUUAAUCAUUAAGGGAGCCUUUUCUCCUGGGAUCUUAGAUGGGAAUGUACUUGCGGUGGAGAAGGAAGGCUGGUUGAGAUUCUGGGCUCAGGGCCAGGGGCUCUCCCAGUCUGAAGUCUCCCAUUAACUUUGGCUCUAGUGAAGUUUUCAGCAGGACAUUUCUACCUCCAGAGCAAAUCUUUAAACUUCAUCAGCAGAGUCUGCUCAUCCGCAUUUGGCCCAGGCAGAAGCACAAGGAAAAGCCAUCUCUGAACCAGCACAUGGGCCACCUGAGCACAAAUACAUUUCUUGGGCACAAUCCAUGGAACUUUGUUUUUACAUUGAAUCCAACACGCUACAGUCUUCUUGUAACAGUAGAAGGGUUUCUGUGGGCCACUGCUGCCACAUUUAUGAAAUGUUCAGGCUUACCCUUGUCACCUGAUGAACAAGGAGUAUGCCCAUUUCUGAUUUCUUUUACACUUUGGGAGGUGAUUGUUGCUAUUUAAACUAGGACACCUUUGUCUGCUAUUAAAAAGACUUGAAAGCUGAACCAUCAUGGUACAGUGCAAAUCCCAUGCUUCUGUGUGUAACGGUACACUUAACAAUUUAUGCUACAAACACACAGCAGUGUUGAAGUUAGAAGGAAUAUUAAUUGCCUUUGGGAGCAUGAAGUGGUUAGGGACCAGUGGGCAAAGCAAGAGAGCAAUGAAUAUCCUGGUCUGAUAAACUCCAGUCCAAACCAGUGUCCCACAGGGUAGAUAAUGAUCCAGGUUCCUUGCUUUGCCUUCUUUCCCCAGGGUUUUUGUGCUUUGGGAGUACUUUGCAUUUAAAGGAAGAGCAAGUAGGUCAAAAGGACUGAGCUGAAAAUCGGAAAAACUUGAAUCUACUGUCCCUGAUGAUGUAGACCCUUCUUCCCAGACUACCUGGCAUGGACUUUUCUCGUGCCCACUAGAUUUCAAGUAUUCCUAAGUUGUCUUCCCAGGGCCAAGUUCAAGCCAGACAUCCUGUUCUGUUCCUCCUACAGUGUAGGGAGAGAAGAGGAGGUGCUGGAAGAACUGAGAUGUGGUCAGUAACUCAGUGGCUUUAAGCACCGGGACUCAUUUCAAGGCGGAGUGAAAGCACUGUGACUUUGCCGUCUCCCAAAGCCCCUCGGGGAGCAUUAACAGGAGAGGUUGCUCCACAGAGCUGCUCAGGCUGGGGUGCUGACUCAUCCCCCUACCUUUUCAAUUCAAGGUCAUGUUUUUCUGAUUCUUCCUGCACCCUCCUUCCUAGAUGAUGACGAUUAAUGUACGAAACUGUGCAGAGCAAAUUGGAGCCGCCUGCGGCAUCAAUCCUGCAACCUGAACUUGACAAUCAUAGUUGGCUGGUUUCAAACGGGCACUUAAAUCUCAGUAUGGGUAUAUGAUUUAGUGAUCGAAGCCGCCCUUCUCUUUGUCAGUUAUGUUUCUACCCUCCAGUUAGCUGCACUGUUUUCUAAUGAGCUGUAGAGUUUUGGAAAUAAUUUAUGCAAGUGUUUGGUUUCCAUGUUUACAAUUUUUACAGCUUUCUUAGCAUUUUAAAUGGAAAUGUCAAUAAAUGCUAUGAAAUGGUGUCAA